CCUCAGCUGCCGUCCCCGUCGCCAUCCCCGCCACCCAGCGCGUCCCCGUCGCCGCGCUCACGCUUUCCCGCGACCCCUGAGCUCCUGCUCGCUCGCUUGCCUGUCCCUUGCCUCUGUCGCCGCCACCUCGGGGCCAUGGCGACCUGCUUUCUGCUGCGGAGUUUCUGGACCGCUCGUCCGGCGCUGCCGCCUUCCGGCCGCUGCCGCCGCCCAGCGCCCGCGGGAACCCAGCGUCGCAGCUACGCCCGCGGCCCCGCUGGCCUCCCCGCCGACCUACUCCGUGGGGACAGCUUCGUGGGAGGCCGCUGGAUCCCGGCCCCCGCCACCUUCCCGGUACACGACCCAGCCAACGGCGCCACGCUGGGCACCGUGGCCGACUGCGGGGCGCCCGAGGCCCGCGCAGCCGUGCGCGCCGCCUACGAUGCCUUCUGCUGCUGGAAAGGGGUCUCUGUCAAGGAGAGGAGUUUGCUACUUCGUAAAUGGUACGACUUAAUGAUGCAAAAUAAGGACGACCUUGCCAAGAUCAUAACAGCCGAGAGUGGAAAGCCGCUGAAAGAGGCCCAGGGAGAAAUUCUGUAUUCUGCCAGUUUCCUGGAAUGGUUCUCAGAGGAAGCCCGUCGUGUUUAUGGGGACAUCAUCUACACCUCUGCCAAGGAUAAACGGGCGCUGGUCCUCAAGCAGCCCAUUGGUGUGGCCGCAAUCAUCACUCCGUGGAAUUUUCCUAGUGCCAUGAUCACCCGGAAAGUGGGGGCUGCCCUGGCAGCUGGCUGCACUGUGGUGGUGAAACCUGCCGAAGACACACCCUACUCUGCCCUGGCCUUGGCGCAGCUUGCAAACCAGGCAGGAAUUCCUCCAGGGGUCUAUAAUGUCCUUCCCUGCUCUAGAACCAAGGCUAAGGAAGUGGGAGAGGCGCUAUGUACCGAUCCGCUAGUGUCCAAAAUUUCCUUUACUGGUUCAACAGCAACAGGAAAGGUCCUGCUGCACCAUGCAGCAAAUUCUGUGAAACGUGUCUCCAUGGAGCUGGGCGGCCUCGCCCCAUUCAUUGUCUUCGACAGUGCCAACGUGGACCAGGCUGUUGCAGGAGCCAUGGCAUCUAAGUUUAGGAAUGCUGGGCAGACUUGUGUUUGCGCAAACAGAUUCUUGGUACAACGGGGCAUCUACGAUUCCUUUGUGAAGAAGUUUGCAGAAGCAAUGCAGGAAAGCCUGCGUGUGGGUAACGGAUUCGAGGAAGGAAUAACUCAGGGCCCAUUAAUUAAUGAGAAAGCAGUAGAAAAGGUAGAGAAGCAUGUGAAAGACGCGGUUGGCAAAGGGGCCACCGUCGUGACAGGCGGGAAGCGACACCAAAGCGGGGGAAAUUUCUUCGAGCCCACCUUGCUCAGCAAUGUCACCAGGGACAUGCUCUGCAUCACUGAAGAGACCUUUGGGCCGCUGGCGCCAGUUCUCAAGUUUGACAAAGAAGAAGAGGCCGUUGCCAUCGCAAAUGCAGCUGAUGUUGGAUUAGCAGGGUACUUUUACUCCCAAGACCCAGCCCAGAUCUGGAGAGUGGCGGAGCAGCUGGAGGUGGGCAUGGUCGGUGUGAAUGACGGACUGAUCUCUUCAGUGGAGUGUCCUUUCGGUGGGGUGAAGCAGUCUGGCCUUGGGCGAGAAGGGUCCAAGUACGGCAUUGACGAGUAUCUAGAGGUCAAGUAUGUGUGCUAUGGAGGCUUGUAGGCUCUUCGCUUCUCCAAAAAUAAUAAAACCACCUAGAUCUGUAGGGACCUGCCAUCCGCUUUUUAAAAUAAACAAGUAGGUUAUCAGAGUUACGAAUUUUAAAAAAAUUCAGCCAGUCCUCAUCAUCUUAGAUGUAAAUUCUCAUCCUGCCCGUAUAUAACUAGGGACCAAUGGAUGCCAUAUACCUGUGCCCACAGCACAACCCCACUGCCUCGGGACAAGGUACAGUGUGAGUGCUCACGUGUCCCUGCCCCUCACAAAGUGUAGUCACUGUGUGGGCAGUGGCUCCACCGUCCCCAGGCGACUGCCCAGUUUGGGCCCAGAAGGCUGGGAAGGAAAUGCUGGGGUGAUAGACAUUUGGACGGUGGGUGGCUCACAUCCGGGCCUGGGCAUCUGUCAGCUUGGUAAUGAACAGCUGCCUGUUCAGAGGGGUGUGACAAAGACUUUGAUUUCCUAAGACUUCUUUCUAAAUGGCACAGGAUUGUCUGUACUAUAUGGAAUGAGGGGGUGUUUCUCUUUGUUUCUGGGAAGCUUUUCUUUCUUUUUUUUUUUUCUUUUUUCUUUUGUGAGAUAGGGUUUCUCUGUGUAGCCCUGGCUAUCCUGGAACUUGCUCUAUAGACCAAGCUGGCCCUGAACUCAGAGAUCCACCUGCCUCUGCUUCCUGAGUGCUGAGAUUUAAGGCAUUAACCACCACCACCCAGCUCUGGGCUGUUUUAUUUUUGUUUUUGUUUUUAGUUGCUGUGAGCAGGAUUUGUUUGGUUUUGUUCCGUUUUGGUUCAUUUUCAUUUGGUUUGGUUUGAUGAGACAGGGUCUUGCUAAGUAGCCUAGGCUGGCUUCACACAAUUCUCCUGUUUCAGCCUCCCAAGUGCUGGGGUUACAGGCUUGCUCUACCACCCCUGGGUAAAUGGAAGUCUCCAUUGCCCUAAACUUACAGCUUAUGCUUCAUUUUAUUUCUCUUAGAAAAUCAAACCGAGCUCGGGGCAAAAAAAAAAAAAAAAGAAAAAAAAUCAUCAGAGGUGGUUUGGUAGGAUGAAAAGCAUGGCUUUUGUUUCUUUUCCAGUGCUGGGUGUUGAAUCAAUGACCUCAUGCAUGCCAGCACUGAACUGCUGUCCCCAGUGGGGUUUUUUAUUUGUUUUUGUUUUCAUUUUAAUAUUCGAGACAGGGUCUUGGUUUGUUAUCCAGGCUGGCCUUGAGCUUUUUAUUGAACUGCCUCAGUUUCCUGACAGGCCUGCACUGUGCAGUUCUGCUGCCUGGGCGUGCUGUGUAGAACCCCAUGUUCGGCUUGAAGGGCGCUGUGAGCCUGAACAUGCAGUUUAAGCACAGGAACCCUUUGGAUUAUGAGCAGCACCGCCCACCUUGAGCUCGGGUGGUGGCUUUGUGGAGGGAGAAAACCAGUUGCCCACCUGAUGACCUGCCCACAUCUGAGCCAGGUUUUCUGUGCCUGGGUACAGUUGCUGCUAAACUUCCAGAAGAGCAAAGCACUUUCAUCACUGUGAAAAAUGAUGCCCACAAUUGCCAGUCUCCUGUGGAAGAGAGCUGAAGCCAUGAAUCUCAGGCACCUUUGCCCUAGUAAAAGCAUUUAUGGUUCAUGAUUCAAAAACAACACACACACAGGGACCUGCAAGAUAGCUUAGUGGGUAAAGGCUUUGCUAGACAAGCCUGGUGACCUACCUGAGUUCCACCUCUGAAGCCUGGGUAAAGAUGGGAAGAGAGAACCAACUGCACACAGUUGUCCUCUGACCUCAACAAGUACAUCAGAGGCAUGCACACACACAAAUUAAGCACACACACACACACACAUCAAACACACACCAAAACUCCCUGUAACUGGGGUUGGUCUCUCUUUGAAAUGAUUUAAACAAGAAAAAGUCUAGGUUCUUGUAGACAUCCAUCUAAAACCUGUUUAUUCCCAGUAUUGGAGCUCCCUGCUCCUUGCCCCUCCCUGUGUAGAGAGCCCACUCACACUCUGUGGAUGCUCUGAGAUGCUAAUGUGGAUAAUAGCCGAGCUAGCUGGAGUGACUCCUAAACACUACCAAGUCCCAAGCGCCACUGGGAGCUUCCCCGUGCACAAGAAGUAGAAAUCUGCCUCUUAGGAGCCCCACACAAGUGGCGAGUCACACAGCUCAGCAUGUUGUCUGUCUGUCCUCCUCUUGUGUAGAGUGUAGUUGGUUUCUAUCGCAUCUCCUAACUAAACAUUUUUAAUGGAUGUGGGUGUUUUGCCUGCAUUGGACGUCUGUGCACAUGUGUGCUGGUGCCCUCAGAGGUCAGAUCACCUAGAACUGGAGUUACAGAUGGGUGUAAGCCAUCAUGUGGGUGCCGGGAAGUGAACCCCGGCCCUCUGAAAGAGCAGUCCUAACAUUUCUAAUUUCUUAAGGUUCGUGUCCACUGUUUUUCAGUUAAUCCAAAUGCUCGGCUGCUAUUUUGUAGACGAUGGGCCCACAUGCUGAGCUAGGAAUAGGGAGUAACUUCAAACACACUGUAAACAGUGUCAGCCUGUAGAUUCUUGGACUAUCUGGCAAAUUUUUAUGUUUUUGUGCAUAUAUGACUCACGGGGUAUAUCACUGGCACACACAUUUGUUACAACAAAUGUAAUCAAUAUUGGGAACGGGGACUGGUGGUAAAGCCUGUACUUACUUAGCAUGCUGGAGGCUAUGGAACUAAUCAUCACCACUGAAAAUAAGUGAAUGAAAGAAGAUCUUAGAAAAAUGGUUUGGGGUUGUGGGAAGACAAUAUUUUGGGGAUAUAUAUAUAUAUAUAUAUAUAUAUAUAUAUUAAAACAGGAGCUCUUGCCGGGCGGUGGUGGCGCACGCCUUUAAUCCCAGCACUCGGGAGGCAGAGGCAGGUGGAUCUCUGGGAGUUCGAGACCAGCCUGGUCUACAAGAGCUAGUUCCAGGACAGGCUCCAAAACCACAGAGAAACCCUGCCUCGAAAAACCAAAAAAAAAAAAAAAAAAAAAAAAAACAGGAGUUCUUGUUGGCUCCUGGGCUCAAAUGACCCUCCUGCCUUAGUUUCUCAAAUAGCUGCAACUAUAGGCAUGUCACCAAAUCAGUCAGCUUUUGGUUUUGUUUUUUAAUUUUUAGUGAUUUCCAUUGAGUUUGGAUUCAUGCAGUGCAAGCUCUCCUUGAAACACUUGCCCCUACUUCUUGUGCUGGAAUUAUACACACACAUAUAUACUAGCCAGCUAAGAAGUGUUUCUGAAUGAACCUUUGUCAUUGUUCACUAAGUUAUGUGAUAGGUGCAAUUUUGAAGAUGUAUCUACAGGCAUGUAAGGACAAGUGUUGAUGAAGCAAAACCUGUGAGCCAAAUCCUACCGCCACCUGCUUUUGUGUAACCCGUGAGUUUAAAGUAUUUGAUAUAUCCAGAUGGAUUGGGGUGGGUGAGAGCUAGUUCAUGGAAUUCCAGUGUCUGUGGAUGAACACAGCCACAGUGCCCUGUCCUGAGCAGCUUUGCUAAGACAGUAUCCUGCGGAACCGGAAGGAUUUACUGCAAAGCUGCGAAAACGUUUACAACCCUCAUCUCUCUCUACCAAGAGGGAGACACUGGCUUCUGGGUUUGUGAGACAUUAUUUCAUUCUGUUGAACGCCUCCUGUGAAGAAGGCACAUUUCCUGGGCAUCUGUUACCAGUUCUUGGCAGUAAUCAUCAAAUAUCUCAAAGGACAUUCGCCUGAUAAUCCUGUCCCCUUGAAAAGCACUUACUUCCUCCGGCUUCUGGGGCCUGCUGAAAGUGCCAAAGUCCACCCGUGUCUUUGUCCAUUCGAGGGGCUUUUAAACACAACCCCAUAGAAAGCGCUUGUUUCUCUUCUGUAUCUUUGUUCUUUGGGACUCGGAGAAAAUAAAGAUCAGACGCACAAUGUAAACAAGCCUAUUUGGUGAUGUCAUAACCUUCAAAUUGGGUCCCUUGAGCUUGCCUCUCUGGAGGCUGGGUCCCAGUGUUUUAAUUACCCAUAUGCAGUUAUUUAAAAACAGAAUUUUACUUGAAUGAUACUUAAUACUGUGAUUGUUUUAUGCCAUACUUUGUGAGAAAAAUCUUGGGAACUGAUGAGAAAUAUUUUGCUCUGUAAACAUGUAUACAAUGACUCAUUUUUCUAGUGUUUGACAUUGGUCAACAGAGUUGAAUCUCAAUAAAUGUUGAACUAACAGGACUUUUA
Chionomys nivalis (European snow vole) is the source of this 5858-nucleotide messenger RNA. RefSeq names its product aldehyde dehydrogenase 5 family member A1 (gene Aldh5a1). The coding region runs from base 136 to 1710 and encodes 524 amino acids. Gene Ontology annotation, biological process: GABA catabolic process. The transcript is spliced from 10 exons. The record is from RefSeq and is a predicted model, not a curated record. Gene Ontology annotation, molecular function: succinate-semialdehyde dehydrogenase (NAD+) activity. NCBI's taxonomy places the organism in Eukaryota, Metazoa, Chordata, Mammalia, Rodentia, Cricetidae.